AUCUCCCAGCGAGGCAUCUAGCGCAGCUCAGGCAGUAGCUGGUACAGGGCCAGCAAGCCAGGCGGCAUCUGCUCAGCCCUGCUUCCUGCUCGCAGCCGUGUGCACGCGCGCUAGGCUCUGCCACCAGCUGCCAGCAUCUUCCUCCUCUAGCAUCCUCCGGCAGCAUCUGCUCUGGGUACCAGCCUCCCAGCUCCAGUCGCAGGCAUCGCCUCUCUGGGCACCCACAUCCCGGCACCCCCUCUCUGGGGCAGCGAGGGAGCCCCCCAGGGAUGCAGUGAAGGCGGGCACGGAGGAGGCGAUUGGGAGAAGCAGACGGAAUGGGCACAGUGCAGGCAGCUCCUUAGGGCUCGCGGCGCAUCCGGAUCCCCUCUCCGGAGAGCCAUGGGGGUGCUGAUGUCCCGGCGCCAGACAGUGGAGCAGGUGCAGAAGGUCAGCCUGGCUGUCUCUGCCUUCAAGGACGGGCUGCGGGAGCGGCCCUCCACCAAGCGCAAGGCAGAGGCAUGGGGCGGGCGGCGGGGGACACUGGAGCAUGUGGUGCAGGAGGUGCAGGAGGAGGAGGAGGAGAGGCCAGAGGCCGCUGGCCCCUCACAGACGCAGCGGGAGAAGAGCCGUGCGAACCGGGCGGCCUGGGAAAGGCUGCGGGACGGACGGGGUGUGGAGCCGGAGGAGUUCGACCGUGCCAACCGCUUCACUCCGCCGGCCUUCGUCCGGCCCACGCGCGAGCUGCACGACGACGAGCCGCUGGAGAUCAGCCUGGAGCAACGGGAGCAGGUAAGCAGCGACGAGAUGUGCGAGAUCUGCGAGGUGUGGACGGCGGAGAGCCUGUUCCCCUGCAGGGUGUGCACCCGGGUUUACCACGACGGCUGUCUGCGUCGCAUGGGCUUCCUGCACAACAGCAGCGCCGUGGAGGUGACGGAGACGGCGCACACCGAGACGGGCUGGAGCUGCUACUACUGCGAUAACCUCAACCUCCUGCUGACGGAGGAGGAGAUGUACAGCCUGAUGGACACCUUCCAGCAAUGCAAGAUCAUCCCCGAGACCUGCCUGACGCAGGACAAUUUCCUGCACUACAAGCACCUGCUCCACAAGUGCCACUUCGAGAGGCCGAUGAGCGAGGAGCAGGAGGAGCGAGCUGCCCUGCAGUUCUCCGCGCUGGACCCCGACAAGAAGGGCCACGUCGAGUGGCCAGAUUUCCUCUCCCACGAGUCCAUCGUGCUGCUGCAGAAACUCCGGCCACAGAAUUCCCUGCUGCGGCUAUUGACAGCCAAGGAGCGGGAGCGGGCGCGAGCCACCUUCCUGCCCCUCAGCCAGGACAGCCAGGGGCUGAUCAGCGAGGGCGAGUGCCGGAAAGCCCAGCACACGUGGUUUCGGAAGCACCAGAAGGAGGCCCCAUCCUGCAACGUCAGCAUCAGCCAUGUGGGGCCCAUGUCAGAGAGCAGCCCAGCCAGCAGCGGCAGCAGCAGGAGCCAGGAGAAGACCCUGCUGGGCACAGAGCAGGAGGAAUCCAGCAGGCCUGUCGACUGGCCGACCUUCCUGAAGGAGAACGUCAUCUACAUCCUCGCCGCCCGCCCCAACAGCGCCGCCAUCCACCUGAAGCCGCUGGCGUAGCUGCCGCCCGGGACAGGGGCCGGGCGAGGGCUCCCAGCCUGGACGAUGCAUGAGCGGGGGGAGGCCGGGCGCAUGGAGCCCAGCACUAGCCAUUGUGUUCUGUAUUCGCUGAGCUUGCAGCUGGAGGAGCUGACAGGCUGCUUCACCCGCCGGAGGGGCGCUCCAGCCUGCUGCCCUGUCUCCCAUGGGCCUCGGGGAGCCACACCCGGCUCCCCGGCCCUCACCCAUGUCCCUUCUGAUUGGCGGAGCGAGGCCCCAAACCCCGCACCACGCCCGGCCACCCCCCCAGCCCACUAGAGUUCUGGUUUCUGACUGGCUGAGAGGGAGCUUCUCCCCCCCCAACCCACACGCAAUUUGGCAGACUUCUGAUUAGCGGAGAGAGGGCUGAACGCAAACAGUCCAGCAGCGUUCUGGCUUCUGAUUGGCCGAGAAAGCCCAUACGAUCCCCCACGGUUUCCAGCGUCGAGGUCACCCUGCACCGUUGCUGCGGGUCGGCGGCCCGGGCGUGACCCCGGUGGCUGUGGACUAACGAGCCCCCGGCUGGCCUGGCACUGGCACUGGCACUGGCAUGCCUGCUGGAGAGCAGAGGGAGGCAUGUUGGCUGGGCCGGGGCCAGAACGGCCUGCAGGGCUGCCCUGCAGCUGGCAAGCUGGGCUGGGCACCGUCCCAGUCUCUCCCCUGCUCUCUGGGACCACCCCGGCCCCAGACACACACACCAAAGGCUCUCAGGGCUGGUCCCCAGCGGCCAGGGCAGUGUUACCCUCUCCGCUCUGCACGGCGGCUCUCAACACCCAUAUUCCAGCCUCCCUGGGUGAGCCGAUCCCCGGCUGGAAGAGUUGGGCACGGAGCAAGAGCCGAACGCCGUGAGACCCCAGCAAGGACGUGGCAUCGCAGGCCUGGGUCGCCUCUCACCACCACCACAAGGACAGCAGUGUGACUGCUACCACGGAGCUGCUCCUGGUUCACACCCGUCUCCGGGGGAAGACUCAGGCCCUGGUCUCUGUCCAAGCGACAGUCCUGCUUUGGCCAGGAGGGCUGGGUGGGGGACAGGGUGGAUUCAGAGCCACCAAGCAGAACAGCUCAGUGUCCCCAGGGGGGAGCUGCUUUCCUCAGGCUGGCAAACACCCGGCCCACCGCUGUGGCUGCAUAAACAAGCCACAGAGAACUCCCUUUGAGCAGCUCCACCUCCUGGCCUCCUCCUAGCUCAGGCGCCAGGUGCCGCUCUGCCAGCCAGGGGCCCGUCAGGACAAUCCUGAGCGCUGGGUGGUGUGUCGGCUGCUUGUCACGGGGCCGGAUUCCCCUCUCGGUCCCACCACUGUCAGCUCCAGUGAAGUGAGCCUGGUUCACUGCGGUGAGGUUGUGGGGGGUAGAUCAGGCCCCCUGUGUUUCUGGAGCGAGGACAUGGUAGGAGCCGUAGAAGCGUUGCCGUUAACGUAACCUGGGCCUCACGUCGGGAUGUCUUUCUAGAAGACGCUUGCUAGCUCACCCACCAGUGCUGGGCUGGAUGCAGGCGUCACGGGGUGGGGUUAGGCAGGAGGGCAGACUGGAGGGUCAUAGUGGUCCCUUCUGGCCUUGCCAUGCGUGAAGAAGGGAGGCGAGUUUCUUGUGAUUUCUUAGUCCUCUCAAUGUUGUCAGAUGCCAACUACCUGCCUUUACUACACAGCAUCACAUGUCUGCGAAUUCUGAGACCUCCGUCAGACCUUAUGGAAUCCGUAGCCACCUGUGACUUCACAGCCAUAAGCCAGGAUAGAAGUCAUGCCCUCUGGCUCCAAGAGCACCAGCACCUGCCCUGAGCCAAAGAAGAAUCUUCUUUUACAGUUAGCAGUACUGGAGCUAUGACACACAAUCUGCCAAUGGGCCUGGCUUGGGAAGGCUGAAAGGAGAGGACACGGCACCAGAGACUGUGCUGUAGGAAUCCAUCCCAUUGUGGUGGAGGGGCUAGAUACAACCCACCCCGGCAUCAGCGAGUCCAUGGUCGCUGGAUGGCCAGUGGGGUUGCUCUGUCUCCUGGGACACUUGUCACGGAGUCACCGGGCGAUGCUCUGGAACUGCUCCCCACAAAGCCAGGCAGGACUUUGGGGAGCCUCCUCUCCCUUGGAGCAGAUUUGGUCAGGGCAAGAAGCUCACAUGGCUUCACCUCCUGGGUCUCUCCUUGGAGCAUUCAGCAUCCUCUGCCCCUCCGUGCGCUUCCCACAGCGAGUCCGCCCAGGCGGGAUCCUGGGGAAGCCACAGGGGUCUAAAACAGAGCUUGUAGGUACAGAGAACAGGACCCCUCAGACAGGUCCAUUCUGG
This is a messenger RNA of Gopherus flavomarginatus (Mexican gopher tortoise), 3900 nucleotides long. RefSeq names its product PHD finger protein 24 (gene PHF24). The record is from RefSeq and is a predicted model, not a curated record. Lineage: Eukaryota; Metazoa; Chordata; Testudines; Testudinidae. The transcript is spliced from 10 exons. Bases 382 to 1608 code for a protein of 408 amino acids.